Theobroma umbraticum is the source of this 1787-nucleotide messenger RNA. NCBI's taxonomy places the organism in Eukaryota, Viridiplantae, Streptophyta, Magnoliopsida, Malvales, Malvaceae. The record is from RefSeq and is a predicted model, not a curated record.
UACUGCAAUCUCAAAAGUCUUCUACUUUCACAACUCAAGAAAAACAGAAUUUCUCUUCUUGCUCUCUGUUCUUGAAAUCCAAUUCUUGCUACUUGGAUUUUGGAACCUCAAUUUCCUUUUGACUUGUUUGUCCAUUUCCUCUUGAAAUUUCAUCGAAAUCCCAAAAAUCCCAUAUCAAGAUCUUGUUUUUCUUUUUUUGUUUCACGUUCAAACAUCUCAAAACUAUCAAUAGAAUCGCACAUAUCUCGAAGAAAUGGUAGGAUUCAAGACCGUCAAGAAGAAAAUGUGGAUGUUUUCUUGUUAAUCUUCAUCUGCUUAAACUUUCCCUAGAAUUGUCCUCUUGCGUAAUGGAAGCUAUCAUCAUAACAGCCAUAGAACUGAUCAACAACAACAACAGCAAAGUCGUUAACCAACAAAACUUCCCUCUCCAAAAGCUCUCCUUCUGGUUCGCUCCCACCACGCGUCCUCCUGGUCUCCUCUCUUUCACUUCUGGCUCGUAAAACAACCAACCAAGGAAAUAAAAAAGAAAGAAAGUCAGCAAAAACUUCGUUUUUGCAUGUUUCGUAUGGCCGCUUACUCUUUCAACAACAACUUUUCAUCUGGGAAUUGUUAUUCUGGUUUGUUUAAUCCGCUUUCACGUGAUAUGGGUCCACGCAAUGGAAGUUCCCGUGGAGGGUCGUUGUCGGUGUCGGUGUCACAGACCUUGGUUUUGGAUAGCGAGAAAGGAGAGCUAGUGAAGGCGCCGGUGAAAGUAGGGAAGAAAAGCGUGUCGGAGGAGAAAGUUAUCGCGGCUUUGAAGAGUCAUAGCGAGGCAGAGAGGAGGAGGAGAGAAAGGAUCAAUGCUCAUCUUGAUACACUCCGCAGUCUCUUGCCCUGCAGAGAAAAGAGGGCUCUGAUGGCAAAUUUGGCCUUCUCACAUGCUAUUGUGCUUAUUAUUUGUUGUCCUCUGCUUGAGAAGAAGGAAAAUGAAGCUAAGUUUACAGAAAGAAAAGAGGAGGACAGUCUAUAUAUUUGGAUAUGCUCAAUAUUAACCAAACUCGAGAUGGAUAAAGCCACAUUACUCGGUGAAGUAAUUAGACAAGUGAAGGAACUGAAGAAGAAUGCAACUGAAGCCAGCAAAGGUUUUCUUGUUCCAAUGGACGAUGAUGAGGUGAAUGUUGAACCGUGCGAGGAAGAAGCCAACGGGACAUUUUUAUUCAAGGCAUCAAUCUGUUGUGAUUACAGACCUGAACUUCUGACUGAUCUUCGGCAAGCUCUCGAUGCCCUUCCAAUCAAGAUGGUAAAAGCAGAAACAUCGACCUUGGGAAGUCGGUUGAAGAAUGAUUUCGUUUUCGCUGGCUACAGAACUGCACAUGCUGAUGAUGCUGAAGCACGUCGAUUUCUUGCAUGUUCCAUUCACCAGGCCCUGAAUUCUGUGCUGGAGAAGGCUUCUGCCUCGCCGGAAUACUCGCCAAGUUCGAUAUUCCCAAACAAGAGACGGAGGAUGUCUUAUUUCGAUUCCUCAAGCUCAUCUUCUUAAGAGAUUUGGCCCUCGUUUGUGUCAAUGGACACUGCCAUCUCUCUCCUGUGAAUCUGUGCUUGCCUCUUAUGUGCAAAAACUGGUUUGAAAUACUAUAACUUAAAAAAGUGUGUUAACAUCUAUAUUAUAUACAACCAUAUACAAUAUUGUAUCCCAAAAGCUUGGAACACUUUCAAAUGGCUUGUAAUGAAACUGUAUUCUGUAUGAAUUCUUAUCUCAAUAAUUUAUAAAAACCUGAUGUGCCUGUGUUCAUGUGAUAAAAGGGGAA